Messenger RNA from Etheostoma spectabile (orangethroat darter), 5301 nucleotides. RefSeq names its product membrane metallo-endopeptidase-like 1 (gene mmel1). Bases 187 to 2097 code for a protein of 636 amino acids. The transcript is spliced from 21 exons. Gene Ontology annotation, cellular component: plasma membrane. The record is from RefSeq and is a predicted model, not a curated record. Gene Ontology annotation, molecular function: metalloendopeptidase activity. NCBI's taxonomy places the organism in Eukaryota, Metazoa, Chordata, Actinopteri, Perciformes, Percidae. Gene Ontology annotation, biological process: protein processing.
UCAUUCCCUGUGCGGCACACUGAACUGGAUAACGUCUCCUUCAACCCGCAGCACAGACUCAUUUCUCUACACACCAGCUCUGAGUGGAUGCUCAGCAGGGGUGUUUGAGAUAUUAGCGCACUGUGGGGGGGAAAGGCUCAGGGACUGCUACCAUCCACAUACAAAGAGCCGGCAGUCAGGAGGAAUAUGGGCAAAUCCGAAAGUCAAAUGGAUAUCAUGGAGAAAUCAAGUAAACCUGGAAAGCGCCGUUGGACUGUUGCAGAAAUUGGUCUGUCUGUGUUGCUGCUGUUGGUCAGCUGUGCCUUGGCCGGGUUGGUAGUCCUCUACACAUCAGCUGUGAAAGAACAAUAUAACAAAACGAGUGUAUCGGGGAGCUCAACAAGUGAAGGCCAGCUGUUUCGCUCCAGCCACAACAGCGUGUGCACAACUGCGGACUGUGUUACUGCAGCUGCUCGGCUCUUGCAGAACAUGGAUAAAUCUGUGAAGCCCUGUGAUAAUUUCUACCAGUAUGCCUGCGGGGGUUGGCUGGAGAGACAUGUCAUCCCAGAGACGAGCUCCCGCCACAGUGUCUUUGACAUUCUGAGGGACAAGUUGGAGAUUGUCCUCAAAGGUGUUCUUGAGACGCAGAAUGAACAGGACAGAAAUGCAAUCAAGAAAGCCAAAGUCCUUUACAACUCCUGCAUGAAUGAGAGCCUCAUAGAGCAGCGCGACUCCCAGCCUCUCCUGCAGCUCAUUGAGAGUAUCGGAGACUGGCCUGUGGCGUCAGAUGACUGGAACACCACUACAGAGGAAGCAUGGAGCCUUGAGGACACACUAGCAAAGCUUACCGCUCGUUUCCACAAGAAGGUUCUGCUGGACAUGUACGUGUGGACAGACGACCGGGACUCUCGGCGCCAUAUCAUUUAUAUUGACCAGCCAGGACUUGGUAUGCCAUCAAGAGACUAUUACUUCAAUGAUGGAAACUACAAAAAGGUUCGAGAGGCCUACCUACAUUUCAUGGUUUCUAUUGCGAAGAUAACCCGAGAGGACAGGAACUUGACUCAGGAUGAUGACCGUGUGUGGGAGGAAAUGAUGCAAGUGCUGGAGCUGGAGACAGACAUUGCCAAUGCCACAUCACCGGCAGAGGAGCGCCAAGAUGUCACCGUUCUCUACAACAAGAUGACACUUGGAGAGUUACAAAGCACAUUCAACUUUAAUGGUUAUAACUGGACACGAUUUAUUCAAGGGUGCUGUCCAGCGUGUCCAUUGAGGUGCAGCGCCAUGGCAAUCAAGGAACAUAUCGGCUAUCCGGAUCAUAUUCUACAGGAAGGCAACCAGAAGCUUGACCAGGAGUACGCUCAUCUGAAUUUCAGUGAAGAACACUACUUUGAGAACAUCCUCGAGAACCUCAAGUCUGAAGCACACAAGAGUCUGAAGAAGCUCAGAGAACCAGUUGACCCGGACUUGUGGAUUAUUGGUGCUGCUGUAGUGAAUGCAUUCUACUCACCCAACAGAAACCAGAUUGUGUUUCCAGCAGGAAUCCUGCAGCCGCCUUUCUUCAGCAAACAUCAGCACCAGGCCCUUAACUUUGGUGGGAUAGGAAUGGUUAUCGGACAUGAGAUCACACACGGAUUUGAUGACAAUGGGCGUAAUUUUGACAAGGAUGGUAAUAUGCUAAACUGGUGGAGUAAUUACUCUGCUGAGCAUUUUAAAGAGCAGUCACAGUGCAUGGUGCAACAAUAUGGAAACUUCAACUGGAAGCUAGCUGGUGGACAAAACGUCAGUGGAAUCAGCACUUUGGGGGAGAACAUUGCAGACAAUGGAGGGGUUCAUCAAGCAUAUAAGGCUUACCUAAAGUGGGUGGAGAUGGAGGGGGAGGAGCCUCGUCUACCUGGUCUAGACAUGGAUUACAAGCAACUUUUUUUUCUUAACUUUGCCCAAGUGUGGUGUGGUGCUUAUCGGCCUGAGUAUGCCAGCCAGUCCAUCAAGACUGACUCACACAGUCCCUUAGAGUACAGGGUGCUUGGAUCGCUCCAGAAUUUCGAAGCGUUCUCAGAAGCUUUCCAGUGCCAAAAAGGCAGUCGAAUGAACCCUGAGCUGAAGUGUCGUGUCUGGUAGAAAGUUUUACUCUUGAGAAAUGUACUUCUUGAUCUAGGCAACUCAAAUCAAAUGAACAAGUUGUACUUCUUAAACCUACAGAUACAUCCUGCUCAUUUCCAAUUUAUUUGGGGUCAGAGUGAUGACACAAAUAUUUCCAUAUACUGUUGAUGUAUUCAAAAUGGAUGACAUUCUGGACUUCACCCUAGUUUCAAAACUUAAACCAUGUAUAAAAGAAACUUGCUAGAGUAUAUUCUCAAGUUUGAGGUGUUGUCUCUGGAUGAGUAGCUUGGUCACUUGUUUUUUUGUUGUUGCUGCAUCUCAUGGCAGAGUGGGUACAUAUAUAAAAAGGCUACGUAGAAAACUAAGACCUUGUGAAAAAGGUUAGAGCUUAUGGACAACUUUAAAUACUUUGCCAGUCUUUCUUAAAAUAAUUCUUAGAAGAAUCUCUUGUGCCAAUCUUUGUGAUUUAUCCAUUAUCAUUUGGCACUGAGAUGCCUUGGUGUCUUUCUUCUGGUGUAUUGUUUUCCAGACAUUGUGCCGCUGCAGAAGAAACAAUAGUGAACAUAUGUAACUCUGACUGAAGAAUAUAAAAUAAAAUGAAAGCUUGGGGCUUUGCCGAAGUAAAGCUACAAUAGAAUUAGUCACACUCUAAGAGUUUGGUCAUUCACUGUUACAUGAAACAAAUUACCUAAAGACUUUAAGACUGUUAAAUCUUUGCAGCUUUAACCUUAAAUUAACAUUCUGAGAGAGCUGCGGCUUUCAACAAUUUUACACAGUGGAUAAAUUUUUAAAAUUUACAAAGCUAUUUAGUACUUUUUGGAGGCUAUUUUUUUCUAAGUUUCUUUAUCUCGUCCUGCAAAUGAUUGUUGCUCAAUACUCACUGCAGAAAUGUAUAUGUAAGUCAUUACAGUUUUCCUGUAAGAAACCAUAUUCAAGAUGUUUCGAAAAAUACUGGUACUUUUUUAGCUAGUGAGAAAACACCUGUUGGAGAUAGAGUGAUGUGAUAUGGUUAAAACUAAAUAAUAUAUAUCACUUUAUUGCAUUCAUGGUUACUGCCAAAUUUGGAUCUACAGUAACUUGCUAAUAACAGCUGUGUUGUGUGUUCGAAGCUGGAUCCCUCUCUUUUUUCUCCACCUUUUACUUGAUUUUAAGAGGUUAUAUAGCUAUCAAAACUCCAAACAUAUGCCAUUUGUUAGAUGGCACUUACCUACGUGUAUUGAAAAUAUAAUGUUUGCUUGUAUGAUAUUUUUAAGUUUACAUUUAACUGGUGAUUGAUAUGUAGAAAAACUAUUAUUUCCUUCCCCAUGCGAUAUCCUGAGAGGAGAUGUAGACACACAGUGAUUGCAAGACUUUUAGCUUCUGGGCAUAGCCAAUUAAAUGCUAACGGGAAGGGAAAAGAAAACCCCUCACGCAUGUCCGCACACACACACACACACACACACACACACACACACACGGACAGGUAGCAGAUGAAGUGGUUUGCCCUCUGAUCUCACACUGAUCAGGGCUGUGUAAGAUGAAAGGAUAAAGUACUGCUGAACCACAAGCCCGCAGGCAGACAAACACGGAAGAAUGGGGCUUGUCAUUAAAGAGCUGCCCAGGGCCAGGACUGUUAUUUUGUACCUUUAUUAACAAUUAAUGACUGGAGAAUCAAAGCAGAAGUAAUAAGAGAGGCUACAGGAAGCCACCAUUUUUAAACAGAAAAACAAACAUACAUAGCCGGCUUUCAAUGUUUGCUUGUUAUUGGUCAUGUUCAGGAUGCCUUGAUAAACUGAACAUGACUUUUUGGUCUCAACAGAGGCUGCAGAAUUGAAUGUGCAUAUUGAAACUUUACACUCUUCUGUCUCUCGGUCUUCACAUAUUGGCAAAUACUGUUGUGUUGAGCAGAUGGAGAUGCCACGUAAAAAAAUUCAGAAUGUAAGUGCUAAUAGUGUGCAGCCAUCUUUAAGCAAAAGUUUGACAUUUUGAGGGUUGAGAGAGUUACAUGAGAAAAGAUGUAUUUAUUUAUUUAACAGAACUUGUGUUUCAAUGCCAAGACUUAAAGUCACUGUCCUAGCUCCAUAUGUCUGGCUCUUUUCAACGGUAAAAAAACAACCUUCCACCAUCUCUAAAAUUAACUAAAUAAAGGAGUAGAUCACCCAAAAACAACAUAAACUGUAUAUAGUACUCACCUCCCUAGGCUCUCUAUGGUCCCAGAAAAAGUUUUCUGUUGAAUGGCAUUAAGGAGAGCAGAGUGCCUGAAAAACAAAAGCAACAGAGUUUGAAAGACAGACAGCAAAUACAAUUUCUGUGGAGCAUUAUCCAGGUGUUUUCUACCCAUUCUUGGUCUCAUGGAGAGAUAUAAAUCUAUUUUUGUUCAACUGUUUCCUUUCAAGAAAUGUGUUUUGCACCAGAGGAUACAAAAAAUGCUUUGUAAAGUAAAAUACAGGUAGUUAAUAGUUGUCAUAAAAAUGUAUAACCUUUUCUUCUGUCCGUCACAGAAAUCCUAUGGAGCUGAGUAUUGUUUUUGGGUGAACUAUUCCUUUAAUAUGUUGCAUCUUAAUUUAACUUAUAUUUAACUAGGCUUUACACAUGUACAGAUUAAACAAACUGAUUUUGUUUCCUGUGGAAAGAGCCAGGGUAACUGUUACCAGUUUUUGUGCUAAGCUACUGACUAUAGUAUCAAUCUUCUUAAAUCACUCCCUCUGAAAACGAAGAAGCAGAUCUUUUAAAAUGUCAAACUAUUCCUUUUAACAAACAUGUGCUUUUAUCAUGUCUGGGUCAAAAGAAUGCUGGAGGAUUUUUCCUUGGCUGCCGUCUGAAGGGCAACAGCUUAGGCUUGUGUGUUUUGUCUGGUUUUGCUCAAAAAGAGUAAAAAAGUUCAAAAUUGUUAGCUAAACACUAAAGGUUACAUAAUAUACAACAUGUUAUUGUAGAUACUUGAUGUCCUACUUGAAGUAUUUACGUGAAAAUUAUUCAAAUCAGGUAAGAAAAGAAGGGUACAUUUCUUGACUUACUUCUAGCUUCACAUUUACUUAUAUGGUGAAAUUGUGUCGUUUUGAAAUUACCAGCCAAGUACAAAUACGUUCAUUUGUAUUCCCAUCAGAAGAGUUUAUUUAUCUACAUUACAAAUAUUUAUGAAAUAUCAUUGUUGCUUUGCAAGAAUUUAGACGUUAAAGGUGUUAUAUGAAUGUUUCUGCUGCUAUGUAAUUAUCUUGCCAUUAAAGUGACUGUCUCAACUGU